UCAUUUCAGUCCGCACUUGUUUUGGAUAUGGCUAAAAUUCUGCUCGACAACUACUGCUUCCCGGAGAAUCUCAUUGGGAUGCAGGAGGCAAUCCAACAAGCUAUAAACAGCGGAGAGAUCCUUCACAUCUCUGAUCGGAAAACACUGGCAUCUGUACUGACUGCUGGCGUUCAAGGUGCACUCAAUGACCCCAGACUGACCGUGUCUUACGAGCCUAAUUAUACUCCGAUCACGCCACCUGCAUUGCACUCGCUGCCUACUGAACAGCUGAUACGGCUAAUCAGGAGUACUGUUAAACUGGAGGUGAUGGAUAAUAAUAUCGGUUACCUGAGGAUUGACCGGAUUAUAGGUCAGGAGACUGUGGUAAAACUGGGACGCCUCCUUCACGAUAACAUCUGGAAGAAGGUUGCACAUACGUCAGCGAUGAUCUUUGAUUUGCGCUUCAGCACUGCAGGAGAGCUUUCCGGUCUGCCAUAUAUCGUGUCCUAUUUUUCAGAUUCUGAUCCACUUUUGCAUAUUGACACAAUUUAUGAAAGACCCACUAAUAUUACGAGGGAAAUAUGGACAAUGCCAACUCUCCUGGGGGAGCGAUUUGGGAAACGAAGGGAAAUUAUUGUUUUAAUCAGCAAGCGCACGAUUGGCGCUGCUGAAGCGGUUGCUUAUAUCUUGAAACAUCUAAAACGAGCUGUGAUUAUUGGAGAAAGGUCGGCCGGGGGGUCGGUUAGGGUUGAAAAGUUAAAGAUCGGGGACUCUGGGUUUUAUAUUACGGUCCCUGUUGCUAGAUCUGUGAACCCUGUUACGGGACAAAGCUGGGAGGUGAGUGGAGUGUCGCCAUCAGUCGCCAUCAACCCAAAGGAAAGCAUUGCUAAAGCUAAAUCUCUCAUUUCUGUCAGGAAGACAGUACCAAAAGCAGUUAGAAGAGUGUCUGAUAUAAUUAAGCGAUAUUAUUCGUUUAAAGAUAAAAUCCCAGCUUUGCUAAACCAACUCGCCAAAGCAGACUUUUUUACAGUGGUCUCUGAGGAGGAUUUGGCGGGAAAACUUAAUCAUGAGCUGCAGUCAGUCUUUGAAGACCCUCGGUUGCUUAUUAAAGCAACGCAAGUAUUGACAGACAACGAUGCAUCUUCUGAAGAGCGUUCAUCUUUGGAUGAUCUCACUGAUCCAUUAUUCAAGUUAGAAAUAAUUUCCGGAAACAAUGGAUAUCUGCGCUUUGACAGGUUCCCUACGCCUGCAGUUUUGUUAAGACUGGAAGAUCAAAUCAAAAAGAAAAUAUGGCAACCAGUCCAAGAGACAGAGAAUCUUAUUAUUGAUUUACGCUAUAACACCGGUGGAUCCACCAAGGCCUUGCCGAUUUUGCUUUCCUACAUGUUCGACACAUCACCAAGUACUUUCCUCUUUUCAAUUUACGACAAUCAAAACACGACCAUCGAUGUUCACACCCUCAAUAACAUCAGUGGACCGUCCUAUGGCUCCACAAAGGGUGUUUAUGUUUUAACAAGCUAUUAUACAGCAGAAGCAGGAGAGGAGUUUGCUUACCUAAUGCAGUCCUUGCACAGAGGAACCGUUAUUGGGGAAAUCACCUCAGGAAUGCUCCUACACUCCAAGACUUUUCAGAUUGAACAAGCAAGCCUUGCCAUUACAGUCCCAAUAAUAAAUUUCAUUGAUAUAAAUGGGGAAUGUUGGCUUGGAGGUGGCGUAGUUCCUGACGCUAUCGUGCUUGCUGAAGAAGCACUCGAGCAAGCUCAUGAAAUCAUUGCAUUUCACAAGAAUAUUCAGGAAUUGGUGCAAGAAGCUGGAGAUCUGUUGGAAAAACAUUACAGCGUGCCUGAGGUUGCAACUAAAGUGAGUAGACUGUUACAGUCUAAACUAACUGAGGGACUGUACCGCUCUGUUGUUGACUAUGAAUCUCUUGCAUCUCAGCUCACUUCAGAUCUCCAAGAGACCUCGGGUGAUCAGAGACUGCAUAUUUUUUACUGUGAUACCGAGCUGGAAACUCUUCAUGAUACUCCUAAAAUCCCUUCCCCUCAAGAGGCAGGGUUCAUCAUUGAUGCCUUGUUCAAAGUAGAUGUGAUGUCUGGAAAUAUUGGUUAUUUGAGAUUCGACAUGAUGGAAGACAUAAAGGUUCUGCAAGCAAUUAAUCCCGAGUUCCUCAAAGUCAUAUGGAACAAGCUGGUGAACACAGACAUGCUCAUAAUUGACAUGAGAUAUAACACCGGCGGAUACUCUACAGCUAUUCCACUACUUUGCACCUAUUUUUUUGAUGCACAACCGCUGACACACAUUUACACCAUUUUUGAUCGCUCCACAGCAACUGUGACCAAAGUUACGACUCUUCCAGAUGUGCUAGGACAGAAGUACAGCUCUCAGAAAGAUGUUUAUAUUUUGACAAGUCACAUAACUGGAUCAGCCGCUGAGGCAUUUACUAGAACAAUGAAAGACCUGAAAAGGGCCACUGUAAUCGGAGAGCCCACAAUCGGAGGUGCUCUCUCGAGUGGAACUUACCAAAUUGGGAAUAGCAUCCUUUAUGCUUCCAUUCCCAACCAGGCAGUUCUGAAUGCAGUUACGGGAAAACCGUGGAACAUUUCAGGAGUUGAGCCACAUAUAGUAGCUCAAGCAAGUGAUGCACUUACUGUUGCACAGAAAAUAAUAGCCGCAAAACAACAAAAGAAAAAUACAGGACAAUAG
Danio aesculapii is the source of this 2682-nucleotide messenger RNA. Its product is annotated as retinol-binding protein 3-like. Gene Ontology annotation, molecular function: serine-type peptidase activity. Gene Ontology annotation, biological process: proteolysis. The record is from RefSeq and is a predicted model, not a curated record. NCBI's taxonomy places the organism in Eukaryota, Metazoa, Chordata, Actinopteri, Cypriniformes, Danionidae.